Messenger RNA from Acinonyx jubatus (cheetah), 18412 nucleotides. RefSeq names its product phospholipase C epsilon 1 (gene PLCE1). The record is from RefSeq and is a predicted model, not a curated record. The transcript is spliced from 32 exons. Gene Ontology annotation, biological process: phosphatidylinositol-mediated signaling; lipid metabolic process; small GTPase-mediated signal transduction. NCBI's taxonomy places the organism in Eukaryota, Metazoa, Chordata, Mammalia, Carnivora, Felidae. Gene Ontology annotation, molecular function: phosphatidylinositol-4,5-bisphosphate phospholipase C activity; guanyl-nucleotide exchange factor activity. The coding region runs from base 8140 to 13893 and encodes 1917 amino acids.
AAUAUUUGUGCAGUGAGUAGACAAGCACGGCCUGUACUUCUCUGUUUUUUCCAGAGUAGUUCCUCUGAUUUUAGACUUUAUUUUCUAGACCAUCAUUUUCUCUAAAAUGUGCAUCUCUCUUCAUAUCACUGACCUGUCCUUUCUGCUGAACCCCCCCCCCAACCCCCACCAGCCUUUGCACUGUCCCUUUCCAGGACAUUCUGGUUCCCAUUCUGGGUCUAGUCAGCAUGCUCAAAAGCUAUCUUAUUUAGGAAUUGUUCUAUUAUGUUAUUCCUCCUCAAUAUCCACAGGAUUGUUUUAGACAUAGUUUGUUUGCUUGUGUUUAUUUUUUACGAUUAUUUCAAGCAUAUAGGAAAGCACAGAGAAGCUUACAGCAAAUGGCCAUGCACCCACUGCCCAGAGUUGCAAGUCUCAACAUUUGUCAUGUUUGCCUCAGAUAUUUUAAAGAAAUGAAAUGUUAAAGGGACCAUUAUAGGCCUCAUUCCCUAUCCUCUCUUCCUUCCUAAGAGAUAGCCAUGAUAGGGACAAUUGUCAAACUAGGCAUUGGAAAAUCUGUAAGUGGAAGAAGAUGGAAAACUACAUUUUGGCUAGCCUUAUGGAUGGGAAAUAUUAUCAACUCUUGUUUUCAUUUAUAUUUCCCUGAUUACUGGUAAGGUUUAUUAGCUACUUGGGCUGCUUCUGUGAAUUGCUAUUUAUAUCUUUUACCAUUUAUGUGUUUGGUUGUCUUUUUCUCAUUGGUUUGUAAAGGUCCCUGUAUAGUUGGAUUAUUCCUUUGCUUUAUAUGUGUUGCAAUACCUUCUUCUGGUCAGUAACUUUGUUAUCUUUUGUCUGUGUUCAAAUUAUCAUGUGUUGUAUUGAAAUUUUAGAUUUGCAUGAAAUCCAAUUAACAUUUUCCUUUUUGAUUUGUUUUUUUUUCAUGUUUUUAUUAUAUUCCCUGACCUUUGAUUGUAAAGAUAUUCUUCUCAAAAUGUUUUAAAUGUUUUGUUUUUCACAUGUUGAGCUUUCAUUCAUCUAGAAUUUAUUUUUGUAAUUAGGUAGAAAUCUAACUGAUUUUUACCAAGCUGCCACAUGCAGUUGGGUGUAUUUCUUCCUUUGCCAUCUUUAUACUUCUUGUUUGUUUUUCUUGUCUUAUUGCACUGCCUAGUACUUUCAGUGCAGAAUUAUAUUGAUGUGUCCUCAGCCCUAUGCUAAAUUUCAUUACACUCGCAGUCAAUAAUAUAGGUGUUAUCUCAACUUUAUAGAUGAAGUAACAGAGACUUGGAGAGGAUAAGUAACUUUCCCAGAAUCACACAGCUAGUAAGUAACAGAGUCAGUAUUCAAGUCCAAGUCUGAAUGACCAUAAUGUUGAACUGCUUAUACUGCCUCUUGUCACAGAUGACUUGAGGAAAAGAUAUUCCUUCUACCUUUCCUGCUCUUGCCCAGAUUCUCUAUGUAUAAUGAGGAAAGGAAAUUUCAUUGAAGUCAUGCCAGAAAAGCACUUCCAGUGUGUCUGAACAAAACCAAUAGACUUUGUUUAAUUUAGACCUGCCAAAAGCAGAUUAAAGAACCUUGUAAGAAUGAAACAGGUCUUAUUCCAGAUGGGAUCAGCAUUUAUUCAGGUAAAAAAAAUCACAUCUUGGUGGAACUUCAGAAAGGAGAAGUAGAUCUUCAGAGUAAGUUGACAUUCUCAGGAAUAUUAACAAGUAACUGGAAUUUCCUUUCUUCCUUUCUCCCUUCCUUCCUCUUUUCUCCCUUUCUUCUUUCCUUUCUCCCUUCCUUCCUCCUUUCUCCCUUCCUUCCUUCCUUUCUCUCUUCCUUCCUCCUUUCGUUCCCUCCCGCCUCAGCCUCUAUCCAUAAAAGAUCUGAAGCACCUUACACAUACCUACUCAAAACAAGAUAAAAUAAUAAGAUGCAAAAAAAACCCAGGAAAAAUGGGAAAAUAAAUGUGGCAAAAUAAUAUUUGAUUCGUGCCUUAGUGUCAUUUGCUAGAGUUUGGCCACAACAUAGCCCUAAGCAUCUUAGCAGGUGAAGCAAAGAAAACCUGUUCAGCCACAUGAUUCACAUUGAGAUUCACAUUGAGAUUGGGAUCAAAAUACAAUCAUUGCUAAGGGGAUAUAUACGUGUCCUAAUUCUGCCAUGGCCAUCAUACAGGGACCCUGUGUGAUGAUGUGGGCCAGCAUCUUCUUGGUAAUGGGGAAGUACUCUUCACCUGCACCCAGUUCCCCUAUUCAACCCCAAGUUCUUGAGGGGGCAGGCACUAUAUCUAUUUUAUUCUUCAUUAUAUACCAGAGCCCAACACAGUGCCUGGAACAUAUAGAUGCUCAGGAUAUAUUUUUUUGAAUGAAUGAAUAUUAUUUGUAAUAUCCAUCAAUAAGAGCCAAUGGCAGGAUACAAGAUCGAUAUUCAGAAAUCAAUUAUAUUCUUUUUACUAGCAAUGAACAAUUACAAAAUAAAAAUAAGAAAACCAUUCCAUUUAUAAUAUCAAAAAGAAUAAAAUACUUAGGAACAAAUUUAACAGGAGAGAUGCAAGACUUAUAUGUUGAAAACUACAUAGCAUCAUUUAAAAGCCAAUGGCAAGAUUUCACUAAAAAAAAAAGGCCAAUUAGAGCAAAUUUAUCAAAAGAAAUUUUACAUGAAGUAAAAAUCUUGAUAUUUUAGGUAUGUGGCUUUCCAAUGAUUUUAUCUGAUCAAAGACUAUAAUUAAAAAUUUUAGUAUGAAUAGAUAGGCCAAACAUACUUCUGACAAUUCUUUGUGAUCAGUACCUUGUUACAUGCAAACUCCUGGUGAGAAGGAACAGCAGAGGCUUGGGGUUUACGUUCUUGGUCAGGAAUCUGAAGGGUAAAUAUUACAUGUUGCCAAUAAAGGCUAUUGCUAGAAACUUAGAUGAACCUAUAAUACACCAUAAUUGCUUUGUGAGUUGGAAAAGUAUAUAUUAGAUAAAACAAAGUUGGGAUAUAUGUGGAAAACGGGAAGGUGCCCCAAAUGUUUAGAGCAUCUAAUUCAUACUGAGGACCUUUGUGUUAAUUACUGACUUCCCCAUUAAUCUGUAUUCUGACACCUGCCUUAAAAACAUGACUGCUUUCAUGAGCCCAUUGUUUUCGAGCCCACGAUAUGCGCCCACCACUUUCUCAACUUCGCUGACGUUACCUCACGUAAUGCCCACAGCUCUAGGAAAGAGAUCCUGUGGUUACUACCUUCUUUUACAGAAGAGGAAACUGGGACCUAGAGAAGUUAAGCCACUUGUUCAGGGUCACACAUGAGAAGUGACAGUGUCAGAAACCACAGCCUGUGUCCACAACCACCUUGCAUAUUGCCCCUACUUAUGAAUAGCAGACACCAGUCUCCUGUGAUUGGCCAGAAGUGAUUUUUCCUGUUAGAUGGGACGUGUUGGAUGUACUCUGGGGGCCUUGUUUUGAUUUUGUCCUCAGGACACCACAGUUAAAGAACUGCCCCGAUUUUAAGAUCAUCUCUCCAGAGAGUCUCCCAGAACGUUAGGAUAAUGAACUACAGUCUGUAUGACAAUUGCCAAGUGCUGGACUCAAAUUCUGUUGCUGAAGCAGAGGCCUUGACACAAGCAUGGUUGACAGACUUAGUUCCUGCCUUGCAAGGAUUCUCGUUCUGUAAAGGUAACAGAGUUUGUGAUUAAGAUCUUGGGCUCUGAAGUCAACCGAUACAGUUCAAAUCUUGGUUGAAUAAUGGAACGAACCUUCCUUAUAGUGGUGUUGGAAGGAACAACUAGGCCUACCGUUUAGGGCACUUAGCACACCGGAGGGGCACUUAGAAAGCUUUUAAGAAUGAUAGCUGCUGAAACAGCCUUUUAAAACUAGACAUCGGGGUAAGGAGUGCAUCUUGACAACAGGCAGACACAGCCAACAGUUUACAGCUGACAGCAGUUUUGUACUGUAGACUCCUAAAGCCACUUGGACACUCGCCAGCCUGGACUUUGAAAAUUUAAACGUUUUCAAAAUUAUUUUUAACCAAACUGAAAGAAAAGGGAUUCCCACAGUGUGAAGGAGGCUGCCAUGGCUUUGCCAUUUCCCACGGGGAAAGGGACCAAGGGACGCUUCUUUUUGUUGGUGGAAGAAACGAGGGAGAGGGCAAGGGCCCAGAGUGGGGACAAGCACAGAGUCGUCCGGUCCUCAGCCAGCUGCCCCUUGAGCUCCUGACACCCUUUCCACUUCUAUAAAAACCAGGGGGCUUGACCGCAGGCCCUUCUGGUGCUGACAUUCUGUGAAACCAUAAACGCCUCCCUCAACCUGCAGUUUAACGUGAGCCCUCAGCUUUUAUGGAGGAGCCGUGCAAGUCCGGGCCCUCGGAAAGAUGUCUCUGUAUCUUUUAUGCACGUCCCGGGGAAGGCAUCAUCCGUUAUAUUACCCGGUACCCUGUACCUCAGCUAAUAAAUUCCUCUCGAAAUUUGGAGCCAGGAAAAAGUUUGUCUCUCGGCUUGAACCCUUAGUGUUUUGUUUUGUUUUGUGUUUUGGAUUGGAUGACAUCUGUGCUACCCCCUCCGUGUGUUUCUCUUGUUACUCUCUUUGCCAAGAAGCUCAAGAGCUAAAUACAGUGGUUAACAAUAGUGGCUUCCCUCAGACAACUCAGGGCUCUAAAUCCUUUUCAGAGCUGAAUAUUGUUGUUGUUUGAUUUUACGUGCUGCAAUAUAGAAACCACACCAAAUCCUUUUGCGGCUUGAAACAGGGCGUAAAUCAUUCAUGCAGAACGACAUAGUAAAUGGAUGCAGAAAUCUGUGAAUGUUCCUCCCCACUGUCAGUGGCUCCUAUUGUCCCACUCUCUUUCCCCAUUUCCAGCAAGUCUGAAACAACAGUAACAACCAGUAUGAGAGGGACCCACUCUGGACCUGGCACUAAAGUCCUUUGUAUGCAUUUUCUCAUUCAACAACCUUGUGUUUGCGGGUACUGUUACUUUCUUUAUUUAAAAGUGAGGAGGGCGCCUGGGUGGCUCAGUCGGUUAAGUGCCUUUUAGGGUGGGUCAUGAUCUCGAGGUUCAUGGGUCCAAACCCCAUGUCAGGCUCUGUGCUAACAGCCUAGAGUCUGCUUCCGAUUCUGUGCACCGCCCCCCUCUGCCCCUCCCCUGCUCACACUCUGUCUCUCUCUUUCAAAAAUAAACAUUAAAAAAAAAUUUUUUUAAUAAAAAAAAUGUGAGGUAAGUGAGACACCAAAAAGUUAAGUAGUUGGACAAGGUCUCACAGCUAGUGAGAGACCACCCCUUUCUUUCACUGGUGGCGGACAGGCCAUCCAAGGGAGUCACAUUAGACCCAAAGAAUUCCUUUGGCAUGGAGGGUCCUAGCGACAGAGAGGCUUUGACCCAUCUGGUUUUGACUUGUUUAUGUGGAUAAUUAGUAAGCCAACCACAAACAAAAACCAGGAGCAAACACAGACGAGAAGGGGAGAAUUGAUGCACACGGAAGACUGGAGAAACCCCUGGGUUCAGACUGUCCUGAGCUCUAUUCUGAACUCCCGUUGAGCCUGUUUGCAUGGGAAACCCUGCGGAGUCUCGGAGGUGUCAACUCAUUUUUCUUUGAAAUGUGUAUGGAGUCAGGCUGUGGUCGGGGGAUGGUUCGUGAUCAGCCCUCGUUCCCCACAGUUGGAUGUACUAGGAGUGCAGCUUGGCUGCAGAGCACAACGGUGCCCUUCCCACCCCUAACUGGUGGUGGGAGCAUUCCCCAGUGUUGCCCGACUUUUAGAGCCGGCACUAGUGGAAGAAACCGUCAGCCCACUUGGCUACAAGCCCUUAGCUGAACCUGCGUGGUGGCAUCUUUAGUGUCUGUGCUCGCUUCUCUUCCCGCUGAGUACAAGAACAGCCAUGAGUAGUGACAGGAUGGGAAGUAGUCAUGGCCAGGCUGACCCCCCAGGGCCUGGCUCGGUAGACAGACUGGGGAAGUAAAGCCUUACUUUAGCCAUUGGACUCAGCUGGGAAUGUGUCCACAGUCAGUAUGCAGAUGUCUUAAGUGUGGCCAAAUAAUUAAGACAACUUUUAACAUUUCAUAUUCAAAACUAUCUCACAUUCAGUCAACAAAUAUUUAUCGAGCAUCCCUCUAUGCUGAGCAUCGUUCCAGAUGCUGGGGACGCAGCAGCAAGCAAGCCGAUCUGGGCCUGCUGAUAGGGAGCUCGCCACAAAUGAUCCUGCAGGCCCCUGCCUCUGGUGUGGUCAAGUGCUGUGCUUGAGAAGCCUGGUCUUUUGGAAUCGCUUUGGUUGGCUCUGCCUCGAAUCUGGAGGUGGUAUCGUUGCUCGAAACAUUUUCGGAGCUACCCUUCAGGAAUUGCCUUCAGAUCUAGUCUGGGCCACACAGGAAAAUCCAUCUCACUAUUUUAUAGCCACACCUAGCUUGUGACCAAAAAUGGAAUUGCCCAGCUUGAUGACCCACUUUAUUCCCCAGACUUGGCUCUGAUGGACUUGCCUGUGAGUGAGCCAAAAUUACGUCCACCCUCUAAGGAUGGAUGUUUACCAUCACUGAGCAUAUUAGCAGUAAUCUGGAUAAUUUUGAAAUAAUUUCUCACUUGCCCAAACUCCCAUCACCGUUGGUGGCCCUGUUGUAACACUUAGCCCAGGCUCCCUCAUGAUAGAAUGACCUCCUUCUGCCUCCACUUCCCCUACCAGGUGGGGAGCCUUUGGAAAACAGGACCAUGUAUUUAUACCCUCUGCAGUGCCCAACAUGAAACAGAUGUUUAAAAAUGUAUAUUUACCAAGAUGGAAUGUUUAGGUUCUGAAGGAAGUUUCCAAAGAGGUGUUCCAAAAUUGCUCUGAGUGACAAAAGUGACAUUGGAAGAAUGGACAGUUCAGGACAGUAUAUUCAGGCUCUGGAAUCUGUCAGGCCUGGCUCCAAUCCCUACUUGCUCCCUUAACCAGCUGUGUGGCUGGCCCCACAACUCAUUCAUUCCCUCUGAGCCUUCAUUUCCACGUCUGUGGAAUAGGGACGGUAAUACUGCCUAACGGGCUUUUGUAAGGCAAGUGAGCAUAUUCAUGUAAUGCCCUAAGCAAAGUGCCUAUUGCAUAGUACACUAAUUCAAUAAUUGGGAGUGAUUCUAUUAUCAUUAUCAUUACUAUGGUGAGGAUGGUGAGGAUGGUGGUGGUAGUGAAGCUGGCAGGAGCUACAGACUGGUGGUUAAGGAGCACACCAGGCAGAUCGGGUACCACUGCUUACCUGCUCACCACAAUAACACCCCUCUGUGCUUCGGUUUCUUCAUCUAUAGAAUGGAAACAAUAAAAGUAUCUACCUUGCAGGGCUGUUGUGAGGGUUCAGUGAGAUGUGCAUGUAAAGUGUUAGCACAGUGCCUAGCACAUGGUUAAUACUUUGUAAAGUUUCACAUUGUGAUCAAUAACAUGUCCAAAAACAAGGUCUACCUCUGGCAUCCCCACCCAUCCCAAGCCAGCCUCUGAGCAGUUAUGAAACCUUAGCUGAUUUCUCUCCCAGGCAGGUGCUGUUGACAAACCCUUCCCCCCUGCCAAUUCCCUGCUCAUCCAGCAGUAAUGUGGCCUCUCAUAUCUUCUCGUCCCACCGGAUUCAGGGACCAUAAGAUUCUGAAGUAAUCAAUAGCAGUUGCCCAUCAGGAACCGUGUUGGUGGAACCCCUGAGCUUUCUUGUUCAUCAAAAGUUCUAGGGGGAAAAAAUGGAUUUCUGGCUUAGAGAAACACUGCUUUUUCUGGGAGUUACCUUUACUUUGAAGGCAUUUGCAGCUUUGGGAAGCUCUCGUAUCCUGCAGCAUGGGAGGCUCCCAUAUCCCUGGAUUGGUACCUUCCACUAUUAUCCCCUGGAUACUAGGUUUUUUUGCACACAAAUUCACUUUGGGUUCUGUUUGCUACCUUUUAUUCUCUUGAGUAAAACUGUGGGUAACUGAGAAGCUCUGAAUUUCUAUUUGGAAAAUACAGUGCUCUUGAUGAGACCAGAACAAUUCAAAUAACUCUACAUGUACAGAGGCCAGAUUAAUAAAAACCCAAAGGUGAAUCCUUUUCUUCCCUUCAUCUAGAAGAGUUGUAUUUCACAGAGGUUCUUACAAUGCCCUGACUCUGGAUCAGGGCCCUCCCCUGAUUCUGGAUAUUACAUCAUUUCAUUUUGGCUAAUGUAAACAUUCAUCACCCUGUGUGUUGCAGGAUUUUUCAGAACGGUUUGAGAUUGGGCUUCAUUCGGUGGGUCGUUGCAGUGAUUAAUGGUUUCAGAAGGAAGUGCAGCAGGAAGAGGCUUUGCAGGAAUGGAAGAGAUCUACAAUGCAGUGAGAAGGAGAGAAGAAAUAGAAAAUACAAUUGGAUCUCUUCUUCAUUUCUUCACAAAGCUCCCAGCCUCCGAAACAGCCCAUGAAAAGAUUAGGGUUGGUCCGUGCUUAAAGCAAUGUGUCCGAGAUACCAUAUGUGAGUACCGUGCCACCCUCCAGAGGACGUCCAUAUCUCAGUACAUCGCGGGUUCUCUGCUAGAAGCAACCACAUCUUUAGGAGCAAGAAGUGGCCUACUCAGUGCCUUUGGAGGAUCCACCGGACGAAUGAUGCUAAAAGAACGUCAGCCAGGCACCUCCAUGGCCAAUUCUAGUGCCCUCCCUUCAAGUUCAGCUGGGAUCAGCAAGGAGCUGAUUGAUCUGCAGCCCCUCAUUCAGUUCCCAGAGGAAGUCGCCAGCAUCCUGAUGGAGCAGGAGCAGAACAUUUACCGAAGGGUCUUGCCAGUUGACUACCUUUGCUUCUUGACCCGGGACUUGGGCUCUCCAGAAUGCCAGACAUCCCUGCCCUGCCUCAAAGCGUCCAUCUCAGCAUCAAUUCUUAACUCCCAGAACGGAGAACACAAUGCCCUGGAAGAUCUUGUGAUGAGAUUUAAUGAGGUGAGCUCCUGGGUAACGUGGCUGAUCCUCACGGCGGGCUCCAUGGAGGAGAAGCGAGAAGUCUUCUCCUAUUUAGUGCACGUGGCCAAAUGCUGCUGGAACAUGGGCAACUACAAUGCUGUCAUGGAGUUCUUGGCCGGCCUCAGGUCAAGAAAAGUUUUAAAAAUGUGGCAGUUUAUGGACCAGUCUGACCUAGAGACCAUGAGGAGCCUGAAGGAUGCCAUGGCUCAGCACGAAUCUUCCUGCGAGUACAAGAAGGUGGUCACGCGGGCUCUGCACAUACCUGGCUGUAAGGUGGUUCCGUUCUGUGGCGUGUUUCUGAAGGAGCUCUGUGAAGUACUGGACGGAGCCUCCGGCCUCAUGAAGCUUUGCCCGAGGUACAAUUCCCAAGAAGAAACUCUAGAGUUUGUAGCCGAUUACAGUGGACAAGAUAAUUUCUUACAACGAGUGGGACAUAAUGGCUUAAAGAAUUCGGAGAAGGAGUCCACAGUCAACAGCAUCUUUCAGAUCAUCAGGAGCUGCAGCCGAAGUCUGGAGGCCGAGGAGGAGGACAGCCCCAGUGAAGGAAACGGCUCCAGGAAAAAUUCCUUAAGGGAUAAAGCCCGAUGGCAGUUUAUCAUUGGAGACCUGUUAGAUUCUGAAAAUGACAUCUUUGAGAAAUCCAAAGAAUGGGACGCUCACGGAUCAGAAGAGCCACAGAAAGCCUUUGACCAUGGGACAGAGCUAAUCCCAUGGUAUGUGCUGUCCAUCCGAGCCGAUGUGCACCAGUUCCUGCUGCAGGGGGCCACUGUCAUCCACUACGACCAGGACACGCACCUCUCUGCCCGAUGCUUCCUCCAGCUUCAGCCUGACAACAGCACCUUGACCUGGACAAAGCCCACCACUGCUUCCCUGGCCAAUGCUAAAGCAAAACUCGGUGUGCUUAGUAACACGUCUGAGCCUGGCAAAUUCCCGUUACUGGGCAAUGCUGGACUAAGUGGCCUGGCAGAGGGGGUCUUGGAUCUGUUCUCAGCAAAAGCUGUGUACAUGGGACACCCCAGCAUCGAUAUACACACUGUGUGUGUUCAGAACAAACUGGGUAGCAUGUUUCUCUCAGAGACUGGCGUGACGCUGCUCUAUGGGCUCCAGACCACGGACAAUAGAUUAUUGCACUUUGUGGCACCCAGGCACACAGCUAAGAUGCUCUUCAGUGGAUUGCUGGAACUCACGAGAGCCGUGAGGAAGAUGAGGAAGUUCCCUGACCAGAGGCAGCAGUGGCUGCGGAAACAGUACGUCAGCCUCUAUCAGGAAGAUGGACGGUAUGAAGGCCCAACUUUGGCUCACGCCGUGGAGUUGUUUGGUGGCAGGCGGUGGAGUACACGAAACCCCAGCCCCGGGACAUCAGCAAAGAGUGCCGAGAAGCCCAAUGUGCAGAGAAACAACACCUUGGGCAUAAGCACUACCAAGAAAAAGAAGAAAAUCCUUAUAAGGGGUGAGAGCGGAGAGGCAGCCGACGAUGAGAUGGCCACCCGAAAAGCCAAAAUGCACAGAGAGUGUCGCAGCCGGAGUGGUUCUGACCCUCAAGACAUGAAUGAACAAGAAGAAUCAGAGGCAAAUGCCAUCAUGAGCCCUCCUAACACUCUGCCUUCCAGAAGAGCCCACUCUUUGACCACGGCUGGGUCCCCUAACUUGUCUGCCGGGACAUCAUCUCCCAACAGGCCAGUGUCUUCCCCUGUGCUGUCUUCUUCAAACAAGAGCCCGUCCAGUGCUUGGAGCAGCAGCAGCUGGCACGGGCGGAUCAAAGGCGGAAUGAAAGGUUUCCAGAGCUUCAUGGUUUCAGACAGUAACAUGAGCUUUGUUGAAUUCGUUGAGCUGUUCAAAUCAUUCAGCGUGAGGAGCCGCAAGGACCUGAAGGACCUCUUCGACGUCUACGCCGUGCCCUGCAACCGAGCCGGCUCCGAGUCGGUGCCACUCUACACCAACCUAACAAUUGACGAAAACACCAGCGAUCUUCAGCCUGACCUAGACUUAUUGACCAGAAACGUCUCGGAUUUGGGGUUGUUCAUUAAGAGUAAACAGCAGCUGUCAGACAACCAGAGGCAGAUAUCUGAUGCCAUUGCUGCUGCAAGUAUCGUGACAAACGGCACUGGGGUCGAGAGCACAUCCUUGGGCGUGUUUGGGGUUGGCAUCCUCCAGCUCAAUGACUUCCUAGUGAACUGCCAAGGAGAACACUGCACUUAUGAUGAAAUCCUCAGCAUCAUCCAGAAGUUCGAGCCUAGCGUUAGUAUGUGUCAUCAGGGCCUACUGUCAUUUGAAGGAUUUGCAAGGUUUCUGAUGGAUAAAGAUAAUUUCGCCUCCAAAAAUGAUGAGUCACAGGAAAACAUUAAAGAACUACAGCUGCCCCUCUCCUACUAUUACAUUGAAUCUUCACACAAUACCUACCUCACAGGCCACCAGCUCAAAGGAGAGUCCUCAGUAGAACUCUACAGCCAGGUCCUCCUGCAAGGCUGUAGGAGCGUAGAGCUGGAUUGUUGGGAUGGAGACGACGGGUUGCCCAUCAUCUAUCAUGGACACACGCUGACAACCAAGAUCCCCUUCAAGGAGGUGGUUGAAGCCAUUGAACGCAGUGCCUUUGUCAACUCUGACCUGCCCAUCAUCAUAUCGAUUGAGAACCACUGCUCAUUGCCUCAGCAACGAAAAAUGGCAGAAAUUUUCAAGAGUGUGUUUGGAGAAAAACUGGUGGCUAAGUUCCUGUUUGAGAGUGAUUUCUCAGAUGACCCAAUGCUUCCCUCACCCGACCAACUUAGGAGGAAAGUGCUCCUUAAAAAUAAGAAGCUAAAAGCCCACCAAACACCAGUGGAUAUCUUAAAGCAAAAGGCUCAUCAGUUAGCAUCCAUGCAAGCUCAGGCUUACAAUGGUGGGAAUGCCAACCCCCCACCGGCUAAUAACGAGGAAGAGGAGGAUGAAGAAGACGAAUAUGAUUAUGACUAUGAAUCCCUGUCUGAUGACAACAUUCUAGAAGACAGACCUGAAAAUAAAUCAUGUAAUGACAAGCUUCAGUUUGAGUAUAAUGAAGAAAUCCCCAAGAGGAUAAAGAAAGCAGAUAACUCUGCUUGCAACAAAGGAAAGGUUUAUGACAUGGAACUGGGAGAAGAAUUUUAUCUCCCUCAGAAUAAAAAGGAAAGCAGACAGAUUGCACCAGAGCUCUCUGACCUUGUCAUCUAUUGUCAAGCAGUAAAAUUUCCAGGCCUGUCAACUCUAAAUGCAUCUGGCUCUAGCAGAGGAAAAGAAAGGAAAAGCAGGAAGUCCAUUUUUGGCAACAAUCCGGGCAGAAUGAGCCCUGGGGAGACAGCAUCGUUUAACAAAGCAUCUGGAAAAAGUUCCUGUGAAGGAAUGCGACAGGCCUGGGAGGAAUCUUCUUCCCCCCUCAACCCAACCACAUCCCUCAGCGCUAUCAUUAGAACUCCCAAAUGUUACCAUAUCUCCUCGCUGAAUGAAAAUGCCGCCAAACGUCUGUGUCGCAGGUAUUCUCAGAAACUGAUCCAGCACACCGCCUGUCAGCUGCUGAGGACUUACCCGGCUGCCACUCGCAUCGACUCCUCCAACCCCAAUCCCCUCAUGUUCUGGCUCCAUGGGAUACAGCUCGUGGCGCUCAACUACCAGACAGAUGAUCUCCCUUUACAUUUAAAUGCUGCCAUGUUUGAAGCCAACGGUGGGUGUGGUUAUGUUUUGAAACCCCCAGCUCUGUGGGACAAGAACUGUCCCAUGUAUCAGAAGUUCUCUCCCUUAGAAAGAGAUCUGGACAACAUGGAGCCUGCCAUCUACUCCUUAACUAUUGUCUCUGGUCAAAACGUGUGCCCGAGUAGCAGCACAGGAAGCCCGUGUAUCGAAGUCGAUGUGCUGGGCAUGCCCCUGGACAGCUGUCAUUUCCGCACAAAGCCCAUCCACCGGAACACUCUGAACCCCAUGUGGAAUGAACAGUUUCUCUUCCGGGUUCACUUUGAAGAUCUCGUAUUUCUUCGUUUUGCCGUUGUGGAAAACAACAGCUCAGCUGUAACUGCUCAGAGAAUCAUCCCACUCAAGGCUUUAAAACGAGGAUAUCGACAUCUUCAGCUGCGAAAUCUCCACAACGAAGUCUUGGAAAUCUCUAGUUUAUUCAUAAACAGUAGGAGGAUGGAAGACAAUUCCUCCAGCAGCACCACGCCGGCCUCUUUGAUGUUUAAUUCAGAAGAAAGAAAAUGUUUGCAGGCUCACAGAGUCACGGUGCAUGGGGUCCCAGGUCCAGAGCCCUUUACUGUUUUCUCCAUAAGUGGAGGCACCAAAGCAAAGCAGCUUCUCCAACAAAUUCUGACCACUGAACAAGACACCAAACCUAUCAUCACAGACUAUUUUUUGAUGGAAGAAAAAUAUUUUAUAUCUAAAGAAAAGAAUGAAUGCAGGAAACAACCGUUCCAGAGAGUCAUUGGUCCAGAGGAAGAGAUUAUGCAGAUUUUAAGCAGCUGGUUUCCAGAGGAAGGAUAUGUUGGCAGGAUUGUCUUAAAAACCCAGCAGGAAAACCUAGAAGAGAAAAGCAUUGUUCAAGAUGACAAAGAGGUGACCUUGAGCUCAGAGGAGGAGAGUUUCUUUGUUCAAGUGCACGAUGUUUCUCCAGAGCAACCUCGAACGGUCAUCAAAGCACCCCGUGUCAGCACCGCACAGGACGUCAUUCAGCAGACCUUGUGCAAAGCAAAGUAUUCCUACAGCAUCCUGAGCAAUCCCAACCCAAGUGACUAUGUCCUUUUGGAAGAGGUGGUAAAAGACACGACCAAGAAGUCUUCCACCCCAAAGUCCUCCCAGCGGGUCCUUUUGGAUCAGGAGUGUGUGUUUCAAGCCCAAAGCAAGUGGAAAGGGGCAGGAAAAUUCAUCCUUAAGCUAAAGGAGCAGGUGCAGGCAUCCCGAGAAGACAAAAGGAAAGGCAUUUCUUUUGCAAGUGAAUUUAAGAAGUUCACCAAGUCAACUAAACAACCCCGAGGACUCGCAUCACCUUCUCAGGUCUUGGCCUCAGAAGGUGUCCAAAACAAGGAGGAGAAACCUAUGGGCAGCUUGUCCUCCAGUGACACCAUGGACUAUCGACAAUAACCAAGGUGAAGACCUUUUGGUAAGAAGUUAAAGUCAAGAAUGAACAUGGUGGAAACAAAUACAAUUUGCUUAUUUUCAUUAGACUUAAACUGGAAAUUGAGGAUUUCUGAACCGAAGCCUUCUUGACACAUGAUGUGAGGUCCAUGCUGAGGACAAGCAAAAUGGCAAGGGCUACCUACCAACCAAUUCCUGAUGAAUGCAACAAUGCAGCCCAGGAGAUUGCCACUUUGCAAAUGUCAGCAGUUGGGAAAAAAACAUUGCUAAGCUCGCAAUAACUGACUUAGAACAAGGGUCAGCAAACUUUGUCCAUAAAGGGCCAGGUGGUAAACAUUUUAGGCUUUAUGGGCCAUAUGGUCUCUGUAGCAAUUACUCAGCUCGGCUGUUACAGUGCAAAAGCAGCCAUAGAUGAUCUAUACGUGAAUGAGCAUGGCUGUAUUCCAAUGAAACUAUUUACAGACACUGAAAUCACAAUUUCACAUAAUUUUCACAUCACAAAUAAUCCUCUUUGGGGUUUUUUCCAAUCAGUUAAAAAUGUAAAAGCUAUUCUUAGUUCAAGAGCCAUACAAACACUGGCGGCAGGCUAGAUCUGGCCCAGGGCCAUAGUUUGCUGACCUGACUUAGAAAACUGGCAACAAGAGCCACAGAGGUCUGAAAACAAGCGAGGUUAGUCAUACAGUUCAUGGCGGACAAUUGGAAGCUUUAGGGCAUUGCGAGUGUAAAUAUGUCCUGUGAGAUUCAUCACAAAGUAAUUUGAUUUAGUUUCUAUAUUGUGCACCAUAGUGGACUCUUCUUUACCAUUUCUUUUUACAUACAGAAUGAUGUUGGGUUUUUUUUAAGUUUAUUGCUUAUGUAUUAUUCACAGAUUAUUCCACUUUUGGUUUUCACAAAUUGAAUUUAGAAUGAUGUACAAAUUAGUAUCUUCUGAGCUGUGACAUCUUAACAAAAAAUUUAACAUUUCUUAAAGUAAAAGUAGACUGAGUUGGUGUUCAAAUUUAUUUAUUUUGCAAGGUUUGUACUGACACUGUACUUAUAUAUUUAUUAUACAUCGCUUUCUUGAUAUUGCUUAUAGAUUUAGAAGUAUUAGUGGUUCUAGCUCACUAUUUGAAGACAAAUCUCCUAAAAAAAGAAAAAAGAAAAAAAGUAUGCUCUGAAUACCUGACAUGGGCCAGAAUUUCAUGCAAAAAAAAAAGCUUCAUUUUCAUUUCUAAUUGAAGAGCUAUUGAUCCAAGUCAUAAUUGCCACUCAAGGUAAAUUAUCUUUAAAAUCUUACUGCAUAAAACUAUAACGUAAGUAUAAAAGAUUUUUACUCUCAGUAUGAAGCAAAUUAUGACUUUUAAAAUGCAAUGUGUGCCCCUCUGAAGCAAAAUCCAAAUUUUAUCUUUCUGCUGAUAUUAAAAUUUUUUCUUCAAAUUAUAAAACAAAGUCCUAACUUUUUGAGAAGUUCUUUUUGUGCCAAUUGUAAAAAUGAAUAACACGGUCCCCAGUUCUUUGCAUACUCUAAAAUCAGAAGUGUUAAAAGUAUACUACACAGGGGCGCCUUGGGUGGCUCAGUCAGUUCAGCAUCUGCCUUUGGCUCAGGUCAUGUUCUCACGGGUUGUGACUUCGAGCCCCACAUUAGGCUCCGUGCUGCCAGUGCAGAGCUUGUUUGGGAUUCUCUCCCUCUCCCCUCUCUCUGCCCCUCCCCUACUUGCUCGCUCGCUCUCUCUCAAAAUAAAUAAAAACAAAAAAAAAAAAUCACACCAUACAGCUUUCACAUUAUUGGAAGUUCGUACUCAAAGCCUUAAUGCUAGAGCAGUGACCACUUGCUUGUCGACAGAAUUCAGGCUAUUCCAGUUUGAUGGAGUUUGCACAGUGCUACAGGUUUCUUUUCAAAUAAUCUACAAUAAAUGCACAGUACUGCCCAUUAAAAAAAAAAAAAACAUUCCAGAAACACGUUAUCAUGCUUCUAUAAAUCUGGCAUCUUUUCUUCUGAUUUGGCAUACCGUGUAUUCCAAACUGAAUUACUGGCCUAACUGGCUAGAGUCAAAUGAAAACCCAUGCAGAGAUGAGAUGACUGGUCUCUCUAGGUUUUAUCACUUGGCCUUGAUUCUAAGCUCCAGUCCCACCUCACCCCCAUCUUUAACAUAGUUCAUUUGGCUGCAGAACAGAAUCGGCAACUUCCUGAGACUGAAGUGAGACGUCUCACAAGUGAAUAUAUUGCCUGUACUGAACCCUACUUGAUUGUUCAGUUCCUUUUGAGGUGAAAGCACAUCCUCUAUUUGAUUCUUUGGGACUUCAGGAAGGACACAUUGCUCAAAACGUAAAGCAUCUAUUCUAUUACAACUCAGCAAAACAACCUGGUGUUUGCCGAAAAUACAAAAUUUUUAUUUUAGUUUAUCUGAACCAUAGAGUUAUGAUGGCAUACCAAAUGAAAGAAAUUACCCUAUUUAGAAUGAAUCAAAAAUGGCCACCCAGACUGUACCAUACUACUUCAUACUUUCCAUACUACUAAAAGUCUGGGUAGCAAACUUUUAUCAGUAAGUUGAUAUGGAAAGGAAUCUAAACAGGAGCUCCUGGGUGGCUCAGUUAGUUAAGUGGCCAACUUUGGCUCAGGUCGUGAUCUCGCAGUAUCUCUCUUUGUGGGUUCGAGCCCCAGGUCAGGCUCUGUGCAGACAGCUCAGAGCCUGGAGCCUGCUUCGGAUUCUGUGCCUCCCUCUCUCUGCCCCUACCCUGCUCGUGCGCGUAUGCGCUCUCUCUCUCUCAACAUAAUAAACAUUAAAAAGAAAAAAAAGAACCUAUUUAUGCAGGUUAGGUUUAUUACAAAGUUUGGAGGAAAAGUAUUUGAAGACACUUCACUAAAAGCAGAGGAACAUGAGUUGUGUUACUCUGUAUGGUGAUGCCAGCUUUACAGAAUAUACAGAGCUGAUGAGAAAGGAUUAGGUAAGAAUCCAACUUGAUCAGUGAUGCUGAAAGAAAUAGACUAACUUCCUCUCGGUCACCUGUGCAUCUGCAAUUGGUUGUUUUACAAAAUAAUAGAAGGUUACAUGAGGUUGUUAAGGAAGCCAGGGUAAGUUUGAGGGCAAAUUUGUAAGAAGUAACAAUACUAUUUGGGCGGAAAGUGCCCUCUUGAGGGAACCUUCUUUUCAUGUCAUCCUUUGCAAGUAAGUUAUUUAUAAAUUCUCCAGUUGGGGGUAUAUAGUUGCAGCUACAAGUGAGUUACAGUGCCUGUUUUUAAUUAAAGUUACUUUCUUACAAAGGUCUCCCAUCUCAAUGGCUCCGGAAACACUGGAGGCUCUUUAAUGAAGCGGGCCCCCUGCUGCCACACACCCACUCCUUCCUCAAACUACAUCUUCCCCUUCCUCUGCUCUCCCUCCCUAUCCAGUACCUCUGCAGAUCUGUCCUCCUCUGCCUGGACAACCAUAGGCCUUGCUUAAUUCUGACAAGUAACAGAGAUUGCAUUCUGCCUGGAAAAAACUGAACUGACUUGCCCACACGAUACUCCACAACUCGGCCACACCAAGAGAAGAGUAGGAUCUUCCUGGCUGGUGUCGGAUCUCCAACUAGGCGGAGUGGGAGGCAGCCCACAGCCUACGUGCUCUCCAGACGGCUGCCUCGGACCCCUCGCAGUUGCUUCUCUUACAUGAGCGUCAAAGUGACAAGAGGUGAACACCUGGACCCUCCGGAAAGUUAUUAGAAAACAAAGAUUGCCUCUUACACCAAGUCCAGCACCUAUGAUAUGGGGCACUGUCAACAAUUUAUGUGUUCUUGGCCAUCUCUAAGUAUCAACUUCCUGAAAGGAAUCUUUGGCUGAUGGCUAAGGAUUUGGACAUGGGAUGACCUGAAAUGAGUGUUUUUGAAAUACUGACUCUCCAUGAUUACCAAGCUACUCAUUCAUAUACAUCUCUUAGAUCUAAAAUAUACUAUGCUCAAGCAGACCAUCAAGCAGGUCUCUGAAACCUUUCCUAAGUCUCUGAACUUUGAAAUAAUUCACUCUGACACUGAAUUGGGUAAUGUUGCAUUUUUUUUUCAUGUUGUGUGAAUGAUCUGACUUAACAUGCAGGACCAUGGAAGACUGAAGCUGUGUCUUACACUCGUUAUUAUCCCACUUCACUUUUAAGUGCUUAGCACAGUGCUAAGCACAUAGUAGGUGCUCGAUAUUGGUCUAGUUAAAAAUAUAUUAAGGCUGUAAGCUUGUUAUAGCCUCAGGAUGUGUGUGUGUGUGUGUGUGUGUGUGUGUGUAUGUUACUAUGAUAUUUAGUUCUGAAAAUGAAACUCAUCAACACAGGCCAUGAAAGUUUAUGCACAAAUAGAUUUCAUUCUCAAAUUCAUAAAGGGUAUUCAAAUACUAGAUGUGUAAUUUUAUGGUCCCACUGUGAUUCUCUGUAUGUGUAACUACAAAGUUAAAAGCAUAAUACAAGUGUGAAAUAGUUCAUGAAUUUCUACUUCAAAAUUGAUUUUUCACCUAAACUAGUUUCUCCUGCCAAAGUGAAAUAUAAAUGUAUUUGUAUAUGUUUGGAAAAUAAAUGAUUUGUGACAUGCA